ACAGUAUAUUAGGUUAGUGAACAGUUCUGCUGUGUUGAGUUGUCUUUCCUAUACUGUACUCCCAUAACGGUAAUACCAGAACCAAAAUGUGUCGUGUGCUUUUUAUUUGUCAGAUGAAUACGGCUGAUGACCCCUGAACAUUACACACAUACAAACAACUGUGUUCUGUAUAUUUUAAGAGGUACCAAAAGCAGUAUACCCAAUCUUACCCUGUAAAUACUCUGAGACUGUACAAAUCAGCGGUUUGUUUUGUGAACUGCACUGUUUGUUAUCAUGUGAAAUCACACAAGAAUAUACAAUACUGCAGUAUACAUUAUUUAGGGUGACUACGAUUCCAUGUACACAGUUUGGGAGAGUUCAGGCUUUUCAACUCACACCCCAAUGCAUUCUGGCACGUUUUACCUGCCUCAGGUACCUUAAACAGCAGGACUACACUUACCAGAAUGCAUUGCAGUGUGAGUUGAAAAGCCUGACGUGGCCUGGUGAACAUGGAGUCAUAUGGAAGAGGAAAGCAUGAGUUUCGUUUUCUUCAUUUCUUUCAUUCCUAUCAGCGCAGAAGAAGUGAUUUGUUUUAGAAUUGAGAACAGGAGGCAUGGCAAAUAACCCACAAGACCAGAGAAUUGAUCCAAGAAGAAAACGAUUUUUUAAAAGAAAUAUAAAAGUUGAAGGAAGCCUGCAAAAAUCUGGGAACAGGUUCAUCUUGAAAUUUCUGGAAAUUUAUGAGGAGCAAAUCACAGAUGAGCUGAAAACAGUCAUCCAUGGAUACAUGUCUGAGGUGCUGCACAGCAUCUUCUUUCUGGGCAACAUUCACAGGGAGAAAAUUAUGCCUACAGAUUUUUUUGAAGAGAAAGAGUUGUUAAAACUAAACAACAAGUUUUCAAAACCUUUUAAUGAAUUCUGCACCCACCUGCCAACCCGCACGCCUUUUUCCAUCCUCCUUGAUGCGGUGGUAAAGAUUAAAGGCAGUCAAAAUGAAACACAGGUAAUGGAGUACCUGUCGACUUUAUUAAAAGAACUGAGUGUGCCAAAACCAACCAAUAUGACAUAUUCCAACUAUUACACCUUGGAGGCCACUGUCAUCUGCAUUUGUCAUUAUGAAAGGACAGGGGGGGGAAUAACAAAGAAGUUCUACGGAGCCUCCCUGUCCUGCAAGGGGCCAAGAGAAAGGCAGGUCAUCAUCUCCCUCUCGUGUCGACACACAUGGACUCUGAAAGUGGCUUACGCAGUGGCCCUUGCAGGUCAAGGUGGUGCCAUCCAGCUUCCACAAACAGUGAAAUGCAAAGCCUUUAAAAGAAACAGGGAAAAAGACCACUAUUGUGAAGAACCUCCAUGUACAAAUUGCAUUAAUAUAUUCAAAGGCGCUACGUUCGAGCCUUGUCACAUUGAAGCCGAUGAAGACCCAAAGUGGCCCUACGGCAACUGUGCUGAAACAGAGUCUCUCAGCAAACUCCUCAAUGCAGAUCCAGCACUCUGUGAACAAGUACAAGUUCUGAAGAACAACAUGACAGCUGACCUAGACCUUGAAAGAAACACAGUCUGGAGCAAUGCCACGCGCAAGCUGGUAGACCUGCUUAGCGGGACAGAUUAUGUGCGUAAUGGCAAUGAUAUUUUGUUCUUUGUCCCCUAACCCACCCCACCGAGUCCCUUUUAGCUUCACUCUACCAGUAAGGCAUGUAUCUUGUAAAAUCAAGCUAAUCCCUGAUCCCUGCUGGCUCAGAUCUACAUGUGCUUUGAAUGAUCCUGUUGUACUAUCUGGAGAUCCAGAUACCUCAGGCUGUAGUAAUUGGUCUGUGUGGUAGUUAUUUAGGAUGUGUGUGUAUUUUUAUACUUUUCUAAAAAUGAAUAUAUAUAUAGCCUUCACUAAAAUAGUCCAUCACUAAAUACUGGAAAGGAGAGAAAUGUCCAACUUUCACAGAAUGAAAACAUCUAUUGCUGUGUGUAUUACAGCUGGAUGGGCUCCACCACACACAGAGGAAAAUGAAAUGACUUCCUUAAAACAGAUAUGUGAUAUGGAUUCAGGGCAGCAGUGUGGAGUAGUGGUUAGGGCUCUGGACUCUUGAUUGGAGGGCUGUGGGUUCAAUCCCAGGUGGGGGACACUGCUGCUGUACCCUUGAGUAAGGCACUUUACCUAGAGUAUUCUAGUAAAAACCCAACUGUAUAAAUAGGUAAUUGUAUGUAAAAAUAAUGUAUAAAUAAUAAUGUAAUUGUAUGUAAAAAUAGUGUGAUAUUGUAAGUCGCUCAGGAUAAGGGUCUCUGCUAAGAAAUUAAUAAUAAUUACUGUCAGCUCACUACAGUGACUUUUAGACAUGUUGCCACAUUGGUGACCACACUAUUCCUGUUUUGUAAUAAUUAUUAAUUAGGUCUGGGUUGGGUUGUGGGUUUAGAGUUCUACAUGUAUGAAUGGUAAAGUUAUGUAUUUGAGAAUAUGUUUGUAUUAUAAGAUUGCAUAUAUUGUGACAUUAGCAGUUUGUUUUGUGCUUCUCAAUUGGAGCGUCUCAUUUAUACAGUGUCUGUGUCUUCUGUAAGCCGAGAUGACUGCACUGUGAAUAGAGGGGUCUGAUACCAGGUUGCAUCUAAAGGCAACACUGCAGAGCAUCCACACAUAUUCAUUCAUAAAUAUUCAUAACAAUAAUAAAGAUACACAACCUACAUGGUUUUUUAAAGAAACAUUUAAUUGAAAAAGUUUCAGUAAAUAAAAAAUGUUCUUUCUGAA
Acipenser ruthenus (sterlet) is the source of this 2713-nucleotide messenger RNA. RefSeq lists its product as uncharacterized. The coding region runs from base 593 to 1627 and encodes 344 amino acids. Lineage: Eukaryota; Metazoa; Chordata; Actinopteri; Acipenseriformes; Acipenseridae. The record is from RefSeq and is a predicted model, not a curated record. The transcript has 7 exons.